GUGAAAAGUCUCUUUUCUUAGCCGCCUUUCUUUCGGAACUUUCGUUUCUCGACACUUUGCCACGCGUUUACGCCACGCGAGAUCUCUGUAUAUUCCAGAUCUCUCAAUUUCCCGACUCCGCAAUUAUUAUCACUUCUCUAUAUUUUAUUGCAUCUUAUCCGGCUUCAGUUUCCGGGGCGAUUGAUUUUGACAGCCGUUUCUGAUUCGUUUGUGGGGUGGGUGUUAGCUUGUCGGCCGAGAGUUUUCAUCCGAAGUAAUUAAGGGUUUUCGAGGAGUUUAAGGGUCGAUAGUUGACUUGAUGGGCGGCAAGAGUUCCAAGGACGAUAGUUGGAGGCGUACUUCUAGGUCAGCUUCAUCAUCAUCCUGGAAUUAUGAGUAUCCUCCCCAAUCAGCCUAUCCAACUCAAUCGCCGGAGACCUACGAUUACCCAGUUCAGCACGCUUAUCCUUCUUACGCGCCUCCUCCUCCCGCGCAGCCGUAUCACGCGCCUCCUCAAGAUCCUAGGACUCCAAACCGCGCGCCGCCUCAGAGGAGGCUUGACCGGAGAUACUCUAGGAUUGCGGACAAUUACCAUUCAUUGGAAGAGGUAACAGAAGCUCUUGCACGUGCCGGAUUGGAGUCUUCCAAUCUGAUUGUUGGUAUUGACUUCACAAAGAGCAAUGAAUGGACUGGUAAGAGGGCGUUUGGUGGGCGAAGCUUGCAUGACACCGGGCAUGGUCUUAAUCCCUAUGAGCAAGCAAUUUCCAUCAUAGGGAAAACUUUGGCUGCCUUUGAUGAAGAUAACUUAAUCCCAUGUUUUGGGUUUGGAGAUGCAUCAACUCACGACCAAGACGUGUUCAGUUUUUAUCCGGAUGACAGAUUUUGCAACGGUUUUGAGGAAGUCUUAUCUCGGUACAGGGAAAUUAUCCCCCAACUAAGACUUGCAGGACCAACAUCUUUUGCACCGGUCAUCGAAAUGGCUAUGACUAUUGUUGAGCAGAGUGGGGGACAGUACCAUGUAUUAGUGAUCAUUGCUGAUGGGCAGGUUACUCGUAGCGUUGAUACUGGGCGUGGUCAGUUGAGUCCUCAAGAACAAAAAACAGUUGAUGCAAUUGUAGAAGCAAGCAAGUUUCCACUGUCUAUUAUUUUGGUCGGGGUUGGAGAUGGGCCUUGGGACAUGAUGAAGGAAUUUGACGAUAAUAUCCCCUUGAGGGAAUUUGAUAAUUUUCAGUUUGUCAAUUUUACCGAGAUCAUGGCAAAACCUGUCUCUCAAUCUCGGAAAGAAACAGAAUUUGCUCUCUCUUCAUUGAUGGAAAUUCCUUCACAAUAUAAAGCUACGAUAGAGCUUGGUCUGUUAGGGGGUAAUAAAGGUAAAUCCCCCAAUAGGGUUCCCCUACCCCCUCCAAUGUAUGGUGCAGCUUCAUCUGGCGGUUCAAAGCCUGCAAGAGCAACAAGUUUCCAGCACACUUCAAGUUCGUACUAUGACUACAAGGAACCGGCCGGCACACCAUCUGCCUUUGAGCAGAGAACAACAAGCUCUUACUAUGAUCCUGUAGGUGGUGGGCAUUUUGACCACGGUCCUUCUGCACCUGUCACGAGUUAUGAUAAUUUGGUUUGUCCAAUUUGCCUCACUAAUCGGAAGGACAUGGCCUUUGGUUGUGGACAUCAGACGUGUUGUGAAUGUGGGAAAGAGCUGGAAACAUGCCCGAUUUGUCGCAGCUCAAUCCAAACUAGGAUAAAGCUGUAUUGAGUGUGAUGUAAAUCCAACCCUUCAUUCGUUCCUUCUUGUAAAAAAGUAUCCCAAGCAUUUGCAGUCUUGGUUUAUGCGUAUUCUGUACAUUUAUUGAUUGACCUUUAUUAGCUUAAUGAUUUGUUUUCUCAAUGAUUGAGAGAGGAGGGUUGUUGUUUUCAUGAGUUGUCUAUGGAAUUUGACACGCCCAUUAGGGGCAGUCUCUCUCUUCCUAUGAGUGAGUACAGAAUGUAUUAAUCCGACACUUCGACAACAACAAAUUCAGAGAAGAAUGCGCGCAAAUUCAAGAAAACGAUUUACAAUAUGAUGAAUGACUCAGUCAAGCAAGCUCUGUGACGGCGUGACCCGAUAUAGAGCCACUUUUGUAAGCAGGGCACAUUGGUGAUCAACAAAUGAGUAUGCACUAUGCAGUGAACUAUGUUACAGACACUCAGUAGUCAGUACACAUUUCUGAAACGUAAAGAAGGAAAGACAACGAGAAAGUAAAGGCUCCUACUACGAAAAGUAUUGCCUCUUAACUGUUAACACCAGUCCUACUAGAUUUUUUUCUACAGAGCAUCAGCCAGUAGAUUAUUUUAAUUAAUAGUUUGCCAAUUGAUUUACAAUGAAAUCAAACGGAGGUUAGCAAUAACUGUUCGGUCAGACAUAGAAAAAGCCUCUUUUGCCAAAGCAUGAACGGCUUGAUUCGUUGAUGUCAGGUUUUCUAUCCAUUUUCAGUCUCAGCAAGCUAUGGGAUAUAACAAGGAAAAAGAGCUUGAUAUCUUCAAAUGCAAUCCCUACUUGGGAUAUAUACAUCCCUCCACCGAUCCCAGAUAUGAUAAUGGUUGCAUCCGCUUCGAUGAUCACGUUAUGCAAAAUUGCAAAUUGUUCUCUUUAGCUCACAAAAUGACUUCUCUAACUCCCAUGCUUUUCCGUUUCAAUGUGCUGAGUCUCGCAUUACAACAAUGUGGGGUUUCUGUCAAUGCACUCCUCUGGAACAACAUGCAAAACGAUUGAUAUACUACUUGGAACUUGGGCCGAUUUCCAACUUCAUAAAGUCGAAGUUGCAAUCCUUCUAACCCUUGCUUAUGUGAAGUUCUCUCCCUCAACAUUAUACUAUUCCCCAUCUUCCAUAUGCUCUAGAGUAGCAUAACAAAUUGACACAUAUCCUCUUCCGCUAGCAUGCUCAAAACCUUCUUGAAGCAGUCUGCCCACAAGCCUCCUCCGAUCAUACUAUAAAAACC
Molecule: messenger RNA, 2952 nt
Organism: Cuscuta epithymum
Lineage: Eukaryota; Viridiplantae; Streptophyta; Magnoliopsida; Solanales; Convolvulaceae
Source: the annotation of a GenBank genome assembly